Molecule: messenger RNA, 2295 nt
Organism: Oxyura jamaicensis (ruddy duck)
Lineage: Eukaryota; Metazoa; Chordata; Aves; Anseriformes; Anatidae
Product: NHP2-like protein 1
Exons: 3
Coding region: 155-541 (128 amino acids)
Biological process (GO): ribosome biogenesis; maturation of SSU-rRNA; mRNA splicing, via spliceosome
Cellular component (GO): small-subunit processome; box C/D methylation guide snoRNP complex; nucleolus
Molecular function (GO): RNA binding
Source: RefSeq, a predicted model, not a curated record
AAGGAGGGGCGGCCCCGCGCUGCCCGCCCCUUCCCGCUGCCGUCCCCUCAGUUCCGGCGAGGCGAGGCGGGCCGGGCCGCUGCGCCGGGGCUCUGCGCCUCAUCCUCGUCCUCCUCCUCCUCCUCGCUCCCUCACGCACCGGGCUGCCGCCGCCAUGAGCGAGGCAGAAGUGAACCCCAAAGCCUACCCGCUGGCGGACGCACAGCUCACCAAAACGCUGCUGGAUCUUGUGCAGCAGUCCUGCAACUAUAAGCAGCUUCGCAAGGGAGCCAAUGAAGCCACGAAAACGCUGAACCGAGGAAUAGCGGAGUUCAUUGUGAUGGCUGCUGACGCUGAGCCCUUGGAGAUCAUCCUGCACCUCCCUCUUCUCUGCGAGGACAAGAAUGUGCCUUACGUGUUCGUGCGCUCCAAGCAGGCCCUGGGCCGGGCUUGCGGUGUUUCCCGGCCCGUCAUCGCCUGUUCAAUCACCAUCAAGGAGGGAUCACAGCUAAAGCCCCAGAUCCAGUCUGUCCAGCAAGCUAUAGAAAGACUGUUGGUCUAAAUGCCUAUGAUUUCAAGUGUGUGUGGAAUGGGUAAAAGAUGAAGUCAGGGGGAAUUAUUGUCUAGCUUUAGUUGGUGAUGAUAGAGUUUUUAUACCAGUGUUCCAUUUCAAAACACCACCUUUUUGUUUAAUAGCGGCUUAAUUCUUAAAGUGUCUCUGCCUCUUCUUCCCCCUCUUUUCUCUUAUUCCACUCCAACAUCGUCCUUCUCAUUGUAAUACUUAUUGAAAAGUGGUUGUACAAUUGUAUUUACUGUUGGAUGUUCAAAAGAAAAAAAAAAUCCCUCCCCCUAUCUCCAUGUCUGCCUGCUCAGGGCUUUUUUAACCUGUUAGUUUCCUUUGUGUUAGAGUAUUUCUGCUAAGCUUCAGCCUCUAACAGGUGUGAGUGUCUUUGUGCUUCAGAAGGGUUUAGUCUACAGAGGACAAGGCGUGUUGGUUCCCCAGUACGAUGCAGGUAUUCGGGCUGCUGGAGUUGUUCUGAAGGAAGCAGCAUGGACCCUGUAUAAGGCAGUGGCUACUGUGUAGCAGCAGGUGGAGCCCAGAUCAGUACCCAUAGCACAACCACCUCUCUCCAGGCCAGACAACAGACUUCUGGAAAAGCUGUACGGGGAGCGGAAAUCUUACAGCAGUGCACAAGGGGAAAUGUCUUAAUUUCACUUAUUUUUAAAUACUGUCUUUUUAAGAAAAUAAAAGUGCUGACAAAGCUAAACACAGGAAUGUCCAUAAUUGUCGUUCCCUUGGGGAAGCAUUUGCCACUAACUGAAGCGUUCCUACUUGUAAAGCUAAAUUGCUCGGAGAUUGCCUAAAGGCUGCUGCAGUGUGGUAGUUCAUCCUCUGGUUUCCUUUGCAUGGAUUGUAUCGAUGACCUGCAAAGCUUGGGCUUCCUAGGAUUUUUAAGUACAAAAUGUGGUAGAGAGCAUCUUGCUGUGGCUGACAAGUACCAUACAUCUGGCAAAUCAUAAAAAGGAUCCCAUGCUUUGAGGGAUGCUACUGCACUAUGGUCAUCUAAGUAAAGAUCGAUGCUUUAAGUCAUGGCCGGAACAACAGAGCAAGUAAUUUUUCAGAUAAUACAACUCGUGGCUCAAGAAGAGAAUGAUAGGUGACCUCCUGAUCUGGAAAAGCGUGAAGCACCAUCAGCGUUUUGGAUUGGUGGUGGUUUUACAGUUAGCUGUAUUUAAAUUGUGUAAUAAAUCCAAUUCCUUGUCUGAGCAGAAGAGUAAACCUCCGUGUUGGAGCAGAUCACACCAAACACGUUUGCAGCAUGCCUGGACUUCUAACGGUUGGAAGUUUAUCCCCAGGCUUUUGGCUCCUUACGUGGCUACCUGGCUCAGUUGUGCUUCUCACCUUUCCAAAAUGGAAAGGAAAGCUAGAGUAGAAAGACUGAGUGGUACAACAACAGAAGGGAAAAUAAGUUCUGUAAUGUUUCCACAGAGGUACCAACUACAUACCUCUAUCAAGUACAUCCCAAGCAGAUGAAACCAUCUCACAAAGAGACUUAAAUCAUGUUUGUGUAUUUUUAUAAAUGGCUGAUAAAUUCACCUCAGCAAGGACGUUACUGUUGAGUCAAUACAAAGAUUUUGGAGUCCUAUUGUUUGUAGGAAUUUUAGAAAAGCUGCUGUUCCCUGAUGCUGAUUGUUGAGCUAGUUGUGCUUAAAAGCACAACUUUGCAAAGGACUUGCCCUCUCUGUACUGUGCCAAAACACCUGAUGUAAAACAAAGCACAUAAGGAGCAUAAAUAAAGGAUUCUUGAGCAAGCC